This is a messenger RNA of Ostrea edulis (European flat oyster), 1912 nucleotides long. RefSeq lists its product as uncharacterized. Bases 1292 to 1732 code for a protein of 146 amino acids. The transcript is spliced from 2 exons. Lineage: Eukaryota; Metazoa; Mollusca; Bivalvia; Ostreida; Ostreidae. The record is from RefSeq and is a predicted model, not a curated record.
UGUUACUUACAAUCCUAUUUAUUUUUGCGGAAUACAUAAAGAUGCAUAUCAUUCCUUUGUUGUAUAUGAAAAGUACUCCAAUGCUCGAAUAUCUUGUCAACCGUCUAUCUAUAGACUUCAUUCAAACAUUAUGGAUUAACGAGCUGCUAUUUAAACCUGUUAUUAGGUCGACUGUUGUCUGGUGUAUUUCAUACCAAUUCUUAGGCCGUUCUUUACAUACUGAUUUUGACUACGGAUUACUCCGUUGACCUGAUUAAGAUAUAUGGAUUACGGCGGAUGUGACAGGUCAGUAGGGGAUGUACUCCUCCUGAGCACCUGAUCCCAAUACUGGUAUUUCCAGGGCUCCGUACGUGUCACACUCUCGGUUUUAUAUUCUUCACAAGGCUUAUCAGAUCGAUUGGUGUUCGUUAUCUUCAUUUUUUCAUUCAUGACUUUUUCAUUGGGGCAUUGAGAUUUAUACAUUAAACAUUUUUGCUGCUGUAUAAAAAUUCAUAAAGAUCAUGUAUAUUCAGACAUUUUAUAUCAGAAUUAUCUCCAGCACAACAGGUCUCCAAUAUUACUUUUUGUAAUGAUGUCUUUGCUAGACAAUUAUUUGUUAUAUUGGAAGAAAGAUUGUAGGAAUUUGUUUCCAAUCAUAUUGAUUAUAUAUCAUCAAAACGGCGGGGUUUUUUUGUUGUUGUUUUUUUGUUUUUUUUGUUUUUUGUUUUGGUUUUGUUGUUGUUGUUGUUGUUGCUGUUUUUUAAAUCCAUAAUUAAACAGUCAAAAUACAGUUGCGUAAAACUUAUACGGUACCAAUUUUGAUGCACCAGAUGCGCAUUUCGACAAAUAAUGUCUCUUCAGUGAUGAUCAACCGAAAUGUUUGAAAUCCGAAAUAACUAUGAAGUUUUAGAGCUAAAUAGAGCCAAAAACAGCGUGCCGAAAAAGUGGAGCCAAAUUCGUCCAAGGAUAAGAGCUAUGCAUGAGGGAGAUAAUCCUUAAUUUUGAAAUGAAUUUCUAAAUUUUAUAACAGCAAGUAUCAUUAACAUUAAAUCACAGAAGCCAUUGAGUAAGAUAACAUGAACGUUCCUGGAAGAAUAAAGUAAAGAGAUUCGAUUCACAGCUACAGGUGCAACAUCACACCUAAACUAGUGACGUUAAUACCAGGGAACUCUGAUUGGUUCUGCAUUAAUAUUGUGUUCCUACGUCAUCUGUGACAUUUAAAAGAAUAACAUAUUUAAGUUUACAGAGGGUGCGCUAGACUUUAUAUGUAAAAGAUACCGUGUAGAAUUGAGCUCCAUAUAUUCUCUUAAACAUGAUGAACAACAGUGCAGAUAUACAACUAACGAAUCAGGACAUUGAGACUGAUGAGGCCAUCAUGGCGGAGUUGGAGGGGAUACUGCGGCGAACGAGCGACUCUAGCGAUAUCGAGGCUCUAUUUCAAGUGUUGAAGACCGAGCUACAAUCCAACGUGGAGGAAAGUCAGUCGUUCAGUCAUUAUUCGAACAAAGAUCAGUUGACGUAUCUGAAUUCAGACGGAAUCAACGACGAACUCCUGGAAGAAAUAUUUGGCGGUGAAACUCUGGAGAAUGGCUGCAUAUUUCAGAACGAGGCAGCAGACGAAGGUCAGGCCGUACUGUGGGAUUUUGAUUGUAGCGUGUUCGAAUACAAACCUGCUGUAGAUGAAAACAGUAACAAUGAAUGUUCUCGAGACCCAGAAACACAAGUGUCGGUAGAGAUAUGUAAAGAUCGAUGAGUGUGCACUUUGUUAGAAUUUGUAAUUGGUGUAUGUUUGUUAUUUUGUUAAAGAAAUACAGCAAUGUAUAUUUUUCUGUGAUAAGAACUAUUAUUAUGAUGCUGUUAUGACUGUGUUGAAUAAUCAUCUUUAAUUCAGAAUUCAUUGUGAGAGACAUGCAAUAAAACUUAAAUUAACAGG